Molecule: messenger RNA, 3436 nt
Organism: Glycine soja
Lineage: Eukaryota; Viridiplantae; Streptophyta; Magnoliopsida; Fabales; Fabaceae
Product: transcription initiation factor TFIID subunit 15b-like
Exons: 6
Coding region: 82-1611 (509 amino acids)
Molecular function (GO): RNA binding
Source: RefSeq, a predicted model, not a curated record
UGCUUUCUUUACUCUACUUCACAAACUCAGCGUGCUAAAAGAAUCUCGUUCUCGCGGUCUCAAGGAACCCUAGAUCGGAUCAUGUCUGGAGCGUACGGUCAAGACGGCGGCGGUUCCGCGCCACCGUCUUAUGGAGCCAGCGGCGGAUACGGUUCCACCGGCGGUGGUGCCGGUGGAGGUGGUAGUUAUGGUGGCGGAGGCUAUGGAGGUGGAGGAGGAGGUGGUGGCGGAUAUGGUGGUAGUGAUGGCGGGGGAGGUGGAGGUUACGGAGCCAAAGGCAGCGGAAACGGCGGCGGAUAUGGUGGUAACGAUGGUGGAGGUUAUGGCGGAAGAGGCGGCUACAGUGGAAACGAUGGCGGAGGCUAUGGAGGAAGAGGCGGCGGGGGAGGUGGUGGUCAAGGUGGCCGGGGAGGUGGAGGUUAUGGUGGUCGAGGAGGUGGUGGUGGAUUUCAAGGCGGAGAUCGCGGUGGUCGAGGUGGCGGUCGCGGCGGCGGCCGUGGCGGCGGUAGAGAUGGAGACUGGCGUUGUCCUAACCAAAGUUGUGGGAAUUUGAACUUUGCAAAAAGGGUUGAAUGCAACAAAUGCGGUGCUCCAAGUCCUAAUCCCAAUAGUUCUAAUGACCGUGGUGGUGGUUAUAAUAGAGGAGGAGGAGGAGGUGGGGGCUAUGGUAACAAUCGAGGAGGAAGAGGUAAUGACUAUAACAGUGGAGGGGGUAGAUCUGGGAGUUAUGAUGGAGGGAGAGGCAAUGACUAUAACAGUGGAAGGGGUGGUAGUAGUGAUGGUAGAGGUGGUUCAUAUAGAGGUAAUCAAGGUAGAGAAGAUGGUGGUUAUGGUCAAGUUCCUGCUCCUACUGCCCAAUCUUAUGGUGGUGGUGCUGGUGGAAACUACCCACCCACUUACAGUUCUUAUGGUGGUGGGAAUGCAAGUUAUGGAACAGAAGCAGUUCCUCCACCUGCAAGUUAUACUGGUGGACCCAAUUCCUAUCCUCCAUCAUAUGGGGGUAAUGUGGGUGGUUAUGGGGGAGAUAAUCAAGGGGAUGGACGGAGUGGCGGUAGAUCCGGGCCUCCUACUGGAUAUGACAGCACUUAUGGUGCUGGUAAUCGAGGUGGAUUUGGUGGAUCUUCUGCUGAGCCCCCUGCUGCAGUGAGACAGUGUGAUGAGAAUUGUGAUGAUACAUGUGACAACUCUAGAAUCUACAUCUCAAACCUACCACCAGAUGUGACUAUUGAAGAAUUGAGGGAACUUUUUGGAGGCAUUGGACAAGUUGGAAGAAUAAAGCAGAAGAGGGGCUAUAAAGAUCAGUGGCCUUGGAACAUAAAGAUUUACACUGAUGAUAAUGGAAACAAUAAGGGUGAUGCUUGCCUUGCUUAUGAAGACCCUUCUGCAGCACAUUCUGCUGGCGGUUUUUACAAUAAUUAUGAUUUGAGGGGUUACAAAAUCAGUGUUGCAAUGGCAGAAAAAUCUGCACCAAGAGCUCCACCUGCAUAUAACCAAGGGGGCAAUAGGGGUGGCUAUGGUGGAGAUAGACGCAGAGACAAUUAUAGAGAUGGAGGUGGUGGUUCUGGGCCUGAUAGGCGUGAUCAUUAUGGAAAUCGUUCUCGUCCAUACUGAGAGCUUGGACAUUGAACGUUUUAUGUACUAUGAAUUGUGGGCUGAGGGUUUAAUUAUUUCAGUUGGCUGGUUUCUUAAACUGGAAGCAAAGAGGUAGGUUGUUCACUCACUUUGAGCAAUACCUCUUCCGCGCUCCUUUUUGUUUCUAGCUGGUGGGUUUUGAAUUUAAACCAGGGAUUAAUUUAAUCAUGUGAAUGUUUUUUCUAGAGGAAAGUGGAUAGUCUCCCAAUUGCUUGCUGCUAAGGUAGGUGUUGAAUAUUUCAGGUGAGUGCUGCUUUCACGAUAAUGUGCCUAAUACUUGCUUGGAAAUGAAACCAUGUGUCAUUAUGUGGAUAAAUGCUUGCAUUCCUAGCUCAUCCCAUGUGGCAUCUGGUACAAGCAGAUGAUGGCAUUAAUUAAUAGAAUGCUUUAUGUCAGUCAUGGUUCCAUAGAUCAAUAAAUCUUAGUUACAAUGUUUUAAGGGAAAUCUGUUUUUGUCAGGAAAGUAGUAAUGCUGGCUGCUCUUUGCUUUAAAUUAAAGCCUUUACAAUCAAUCAAUUAUGAGUGAUACUAUCGUUGUCUGUUUGAAAGUGAGGCUCCAUGAUGUCUUGUAUUUUUCUUCAUUUACUUGAUAGUUUGGGAAGUUUUAAUUUAACUGCUUGAAAUUGUUAUCUAAGCAGCUCAAGGUAGAGCCAAGCUUGUGAGCUAAUUUUACACUGAAAAGAAUGCAAUUUACUUUAUCAUUGAAGUUUUGAAAACCACUUCAUUUUGAGUCAGAACCUAGGAUUAUAGCAUAUAGCAACAAGAUUGCUAUAAUGUUAGCUUCGUAAUUGAAGUUUCAUACUUUGAUGGGAUUUUUUUGUUUCAUGACUGAGUAGCAAAGCUAAUGCUUUUUUAGGGACAGAGCUGAACAAAAUAUUCUACUAUUUUGGAGAUUAAUCAGAUAAAGUAGUUCCAAAUAUUAUUGUAGUUCAAGUUGUACAUAAUGUCCACCAAGCUUCAAUCAAGUUUCAUUUAAAGUAGAUGAAAACUUAUAUCAACAAGCUUCUAGAUGUGAAAAGUACUGUUGCAUAUCUGAUGCAAUGUAAUGCAGAAGCAAUUCUUGUAUAGUCUUAACACUGUUUUUAGCUUUCCUAUUGGUUUGUUUUCUUAUUUUACAUCAGCUAAUAGGGAUGUCAAGUAACUUUUUAACUGUGUUAUACACAUGUUUUUAGCAAGCUAGCUAUUGGAGUUCGCACUUCACAGUAGCAUUCCUGUGCUUAUUGUCUGCAAUGCUAGUUUGUUUACAUGAUAAAAUGAGAAUAGUUGCAUUGCUAGUUUGUUUUAUGGUUCACACAUCCAGUCCCAUGUGGCUUUUGCAUAUUCAGUAUCACUUGCGAGCAGAACUUUCUUCCUUUGGCUAUUUAUGGUGUGAAAAAUAUGGUAGCUUCUUACCGGGCUUGUCCCCAAAUGGGUUUUGGAGGGCAUAUAAUUCAACAAAUGUACUUUGACACUUAGUGGUCUAAUUGUGUUAUAUAUAGCCUGUUAAUAAAGGAUUUCCUUUUUUGUUAUCGUCCUUACAGGUUAGUGUCCGGUAUUUGUUGGUUGUGAAUGCCCUCUUGUCUAAUAUUGGACAAUCUUUGAGACGGUUUCAUAGAGGAUGAACUUAAACUUCCAUCAGUUAUUUAAAUCCCCUGAUGUCUUUCUGACCAUUUUUUCGUAAUUCUUGUUUUCUAUUUUGUUGAAACUUUCACCGGCGUUGUAAUAAUUUGAUUAUUUCAUCAACGUUGAUGUUUUGCAAAAUGUAUUGGGUCUUUGUCAAAUCCUGGGAUCAAAACGUAUUGAUCAAUAAUAUAGCAAAUUCAAC